Molecule: messenger RNA, 1014 nt
Organism: Suncus etruscus (white-toothed pygmy shrew)
Lineage: Eukaryota; Metazoa; Chordata; Mammalia; Eulipotyphla; Soricidae
Product: T-cell receptor-associated transmembrane adapter 1
Exons: 11
Coding region: 1-1014 (337 amino acids)
Biological process (GO): negative regulation of receptor recycling; positive regulation of T cell receptor signaling pathway
Cellular component (GO): T cell receptor complex
Source: RefSeq, a predicted model, not a curated record
AUGUUGCUAAUGGAAUGUGAAAGGAAAACUGGCCCUACUGAGAGGUUCAUACUACCCUACUUCCGCUGUGACCCCAGCUACCUGUUUUUGUUCAUGGUAUUUACCAUGUGUUUGUGCCAGACUCUGGAUGGACAGGUCGGCAGCAAGGGAAGAAAGGAGAAAGAAAUAGACCGAGUCACUAGAGAAGGAAAUUCUGAAUGCCAGUUUUACGUCUGGGCAAUUUUAGCUUUUCUAGGGCUAGCUCUGGUGAUAUCAUUGAUCUUCAAUGUUUCCUACUAUGUAAAGUCACAUCGAGAAGAUAAAACAAACACAUACUACAAUGAUUACAUUCCCAGGGAGGAUGAGAAUUACAUUGAAGACAAUCCAAUAUAUGGUAACUUAGAUAAUGUGAUACCAGAAACAAUGGAUGAAAAUUGCUAUGAACAAAUGAAAGCCCGACCAGAGAGUUCCGUAAAAGAACUACAAGAGGCUAACCCACUUGCACAGGAAACCAGGGAACCAGAGACAUUCUAUGCUUCAUUAGAUCACAACAAAGAGGGCCAACGCAGAAAGCCUAGGAAACAGAAAACAUGUUUGUCUGAGAAUAAAGAUAUGCAGUUGCAUGAAAUGACUGGCUUUGCUUCUUCUUCGACCAGUUUGGUAGAAACGGAGGACGACAUUCACGAUGAUCCAGCCAGACUAUUUGGAUUGAUUCGUGCAAAAAGAGAAACUACAAAUGAGGUGAAGCAUGGGCAAGGAGAUGUGUACCUGCCAAAUGGGCAGGAGUUGACACAGACUGCCCUGCAAGAAUUUGACCACACAGGAAGGCUUGAUAUAUUUAACUACGGUAAAAAAGUCCUUUCCACAUCCAAGAAUAACUGUGAACCGCGGCCAGCUCAAACAACUGUUCCUUGUUCAAGGACCCCGCAUUUAGGCGCCCAACUUGGGGCCGAAGACCACCACCACACUCGAAUGACUACUGGCCGGCGAAUCCGGAGCUCUUUCGUAAAUCGCGAGAAGACCCCAUCCGGGUAA